AUGACAUGUGAAGUAUAUUUCUACAAGUUUUUAGUAACAAAACAAGUAUUUUACAAGUCAAAACAUAGCUUUGCUUUAGUAAAUUUGAAACCGUUGGUACCUGGUCAUGUUUUAGUAGUACCGUUAAGAACUUCAGUUUUAAAAUUAGCAGAUUUAACAUUAGAAGAAUCAAUAGAUUAUAUGAAAACCUUACAAAUUGUACAUAAAUCUAUAAAGCAAAUAUAUAAAGCGGAUAGUUUAAAUAUUGCUAUACAAGACGGUCCUGAAGCUGGUCAAUCAAUACCUCAUUUACAUACUCAUAUAAUACCAAGAUAUAAAACUGAUGGUUUUAAUGAUUCAAUAUACUCAAAAUUAGAGAAUAAAGAUAUAUAUAUAGAUUUUUUCAAUAGAAAAGAACUUCGUGAAAGUUUUAAACCGAUUGAUGAUGGUAAUAGAAUUGAAAGAGAUGAUGAUAUAAUGUAUGGUGAAGCUAGAUGGUUGAAAAAAGAAGUAGAAAAAUUAAAUAUACAACUAUAGAAAAAUGGAAAAUUCAUUAGACGAAAUUCAAUGGAAAUCACCAGAAUUUAUACAAGCAAGAGGUUUAAAUACUUCAAAUGUAUUGGAAUAUUUCUCAUUAUCUCCAUUUUAUGAUCGUACUUCGAAUAAUCAAGUAUUAACCAUGCAAUUUCAAUUUCAACAAAUUUCUAUACCCAUGAAUAUGACUUUUCAACAAUAUUUUCAGUCAAGAUUAGCUGAAAUGACAGGUAUAGAAUUUAUACUAGCUUAUAUAAGAGAACCAGAUUUUUGGAUAAUACGAAAACAAAAUCGUAAAGAUUCAACCAAUGUUUUAAUUUUACAAGAUUAUUAUGUUAUUGGUGCAAAUGUUUAUCAAGCUCCCAAAAUUUAUGAUGUUUUAUCUUCUAGAUUAUUAUCUAGUAUAUUGUCAUUAAAAAAUUCAAUUAAUCUGGUUAAUAAUAUGUCGAAAUAUCAGGUAUCUGAUGGUGGUCAUACUUAUAAAUCAACUCCAAUGUCAAAUAGUAAUACAAUGACACCAAUGACACCAAUGCCAAACAAUAAAGAUGAUAUAAAAUCAAAUGCUUUUGAUACUUUAUUAAAUGAAAGUAGAGAUAAACAAGUUUAUCUUGAUGAAAUUCCAUUAUAUGGUAAAAAUAGUACUUUAGAAAUGUUGGGAAUCAAGCAUUAA
Molecule: messenger RNA, 1183 nt
Organism: Insectozyma verbasci
Lineage: Eukaryota; Fungi; Ascomycota; Pichiomycetes; Serinales; Debaryomycetaceae
Source: the annotation of a GenBank genome assembly